AUGGAGAAACUGCAUCACAAGGUCAAGGCUGCGAUGCGGACCGAGGUCUUGACCAUUAUGACCUUCGAGACAAUGGAGAAGCGUCUGCCGGUCUCCUGCUUCCGGAGCUCCACCUGCUACUCUCGCGUGACUGAGGAGGUUCAGCUGAAGAAGCUGAACGAUCGUCUGGCCACCUAUAUUGACCGUGUGCGUAACUUGGGGACAGAGAAUUCCCGCCUCAACAUAGAGGUGCAGACCACCAGGGAAACGGUCACCCGCGAGACGACCAAUCUCAAGAACAUGUCCGAGGCUGAGCUGCUGGAGACGCGUCGUCUUCUGGAUAAUAUGACCAGGGGUCUUGCCCGUGACGAGAUCGAUAUCAAGCGUCUGUGGGAGGAAAACCGUCUGAAAAAGGAAACCAAGGAGUGCAGCACUUCUGAGGAAAAUGCCCGCAUGUCCGAGUCGCGUUUCAAUGAGCUGAGCAAAUUCAACCUGGCCAAUGCCGAUCGGAAGAAAAUUACUGAUGAACUGAUCGUUAUGACGAAGGAGUUGGAUCAUCAAGAGAAGGAACUAGAUAACACUUGUGACCGUCACGGCCAAGAGGUGGCUGAGAACGAGAAGGAGCUUAUUCGACUGCGCGAAGCGAUGACCCAUUAA
Molecule: messenger RNA, 636 nt
Organism: Drosophila eugracilis
Lineage: Eukaryota; Metazoa; Arthropoda; Insecta; Diptera; Drosophilidae
Product: lamin Dm0-like
Exons: 2
Coding region: 1-636 (211 amino acids)
Source: RefSeq, a predicted model, not a curated record